Molecule: messenger RNA, 1246 nt
Organism: Erythranthe guttata (spotted monkey flower)
Lineage: Eukaryota; Viridiplantae; Streptophyta; Magnoliopsida; Lamiales; Phrymaceae
Source: RefSeq, a predicted model, not a curated record
AAAGGAAUAAUAGACGACGGAACUCGAGUCGCUGUCAAAAGAGGGAAUCCAAGAUCCGAACAAUGGUUAGCCGAGUUUCGAACGGAAAUCGAAAUGCUGUCCAAACUCAGACACCGCCACCUCGUCUCCUUAAUCGGAUACUGCGACGAACGGUCUGAAAUGAUUCUUGUCUACGAGUACAUGGCGAACGGGCCCCUCAGAAGCCAUUUAUACGGCACCGAUCUGCCGCCGCUCUCGUGGCGGCAGCGCCUCGAGAUAUGCAUCGGUGCCGCUAGAGGGCUUCACUAUUUACACACCGGAGCGGCGCAGAGCAUCAUCCACCGUGACGUGAAGACAACCAACAUAUUAUUGGACGAAAAUUUCGUCGCCAAAGUGGCGGAUUUCGGAUUGUCGAAAGCGGGGCCCGCUUUAGACCAAACCCAUGUCAGUACGGCUGUCAAGGGUAGUUUCGGGUAUCUCGAUCCAGAGUAUUUCAGAAGGCAGCAACUUACCGAAAAAUCGGACGUCUACUCGUUCGGGGUUGUUUUAAUGGAGGUGCUCUGUACAAGACCUGCAUUGAACCCCGUGCUGCCACGCGAGCAAGUCAACAUUGCCGAGUGGGCGAUGGCGUGGCAGAAGAAGGGGAUGCUGGACCAGAUCAUGGACAAGAAUUUGGCGGGAAAAGUGAACUCGGCUUCUCUGAAGAAGUUCGGGGAGACUGCGGAGAAGUGUUUGGCGGAGCACGGUGUGGACAGGCCUUCGAUGGGGGAUAUUCUUUGGAAUCUGGAAUAUGCUCUCCAGCUCGAGGAAACUUCUUCGAUGGCUAUGAUGGAGCCGGACGAUAAUAGUACGAAUCAUAUUCGGGGAAUUACGUUAACGCCCUUGGAGCCGUUUGAGAACAGUGUCAGUAUGAUGAUUGAGGGGGGGCAUUCCGGUACUGAUGACGAUGCGGAAGAUGCUGCCACGAGUGCCGUUUUUUCGCAGCUGGUAAAUCCACGUGGCAGGUGAAGUACUACUACAUUAUUACAUUCCCGGGUUUUUUUUUUUUUUUGAAAUUAUUAUUAUUAUGGAAAUGUUGCUCAAUUUGAUUUUUAUUUUUGGGAAAUAAUAAAUAUGAUUCAAUGUAUGUAUUGUUGUGUAGAAAUGGUGGGGGGCAAAUGCAUAUGAUUUAAAGUUGUAUAUGCUUUGCCGAGUGAAAAUGUAUCCUUAUAAUGAAUUCGAUUAAUACAGUUUACAUCCUUAUAAGUUAUGAUGAACGAUUGGAAAU